Molecule: messenger RNA, 1448 nt
Organism: Cucurbita moschata (crookneck pumpkin)
Lineage: Eukaryota; Viridiplantae; Streptophyta; Magnoliopsida; Cucurbitales; Cucurbitaceae
Exons: 5
Coding region: 223-1053 (276 amino acids)
Source: RefSeq, a predicted model, not a curated record
AACAUUGUAGCUAUUUACAUGCUGUUUGUGCAAUGUCCUUAGAUCGUUAGAUGUAGAAAUUUAAAAAUGAAUUUCAACUGGCAAGAUCGUCAGAUGUGAACCACUCAAUCUAUCAUGUAUUUCCAUUCCAAAAAUCUAAUUUGGAUAGAGAGUUUGGGCAACCAGAUACAUAGCAUAAAUCGUUGCCCGGUCGUCGGGAACCAAAUACCUGUGACCUGAGUCAUGUAUAUACUCCCGGGAAAACCAUCGCCGGCGACUUUCUUUCCGUCCGCACCGAACCCCAGACCUCUAAUUUCACCUUUCAAAAACCCAAGACCAUUCCACCUCCGAAAUUCCCCUUCCAGAAUAUCCCUCUCCUUCUCUUUCCGAAAAGGAAACAACAUGCCGUCGGAUACUGGCUGCCCUGUUCCGCCGGAGCAGCUGCCGAUUAAUGAAUAUCAGACUCUCUCCACCUCUUUCCCUUUCUCCUGGGCUGUCGGAGAUAUAGUUGAGUACUGUUCUCGAUUGGUCGCCACCGGUGCUUCCUUUGCGCUCUUCAUAGGACUUCCGGUUGCUUGGUUCGGCACCGUGGGGGUCGAAUCGGAUCCGUUGAGUCGAUCUCUUUGCGCUGUUUCGAGUGGAAUAUUAUUCGUUACGAUCGCGGUUGUCAGGAUGUAUCUCGGUUGGGCUUACGUCGGUAACCGUCUACUCAGUGCGACUGUAGAAUACGAAGAGACCGGAUGGUACGACGGCCAGAUUUGGGUAAAAACUGCCGAAGUUUUAGCCCGCGAUCGCCUCCUCGGUUCCUACACUGUGAAGCCGGUGCUCAGUAGGCUAAAAUACACUCUCGUUAGCCUUGCGGCAUCUCUGUUUGUGUCCAUUAUUGUGCUCAUCAACAUCGAUGGAAGCCAAUUGCUGGGGCCUUUCUUCACCGGAAAAUAUGCAGCAGAUGACAGCAGCAGCAGGGUCAUUCCCGGCGUUUAUAGCGACGAAUCCGCCAGAUCUUUCGAGCCUGAUGCGUUCUGUGGGCGUGGCGAAGAUGAUCUUCCCAAUGACAUUCACUUCGCUGAGUAGAUUGAAACUGGCAGGCUUAAUUUGUAAAGGAAAAGCCCAAAUCACAUAAUGAGCCCAGCCCAAAUCAUAGAAUGAGCCCAGCCCAGUAGCUACCGCACCAGUUUCUACAGAAUGAGCCCAGCCCAGUAGCCACCUCACCAGUUUCCACAGACUCAGCCCAAAUGCUCCUCACUAUUUGUUGCUUAAUAGUUAACCAAUAAGAAGCUGACACCUGUAUUGCGUUAAAUUAUUAUUUACUUUAAUUAUAUUCUCUUUUUUUUUUUUGGAUAAGACAAUAAUUUAUUACUUUUUUGUUGUCGAAUUUUCCGUAAAUCCUGUUUACAAAUUUUUCAAUCAACGACUUUUUUUUUACUGUUCAGUCCGUUUUUCAAUAAAUAAAUAAAUAAAUAAAAUUA